Contarinia nasturtii (swede midge) is the source of this 6791-nucleotide messenger RNA. It is a transcript of the gene msps, whose product is annotated as protein mini spindles. Gene Ontology annotation, cellular component: microtubule plus-end; centrosome; spindle pole. Gene Ontology annotation, biological process: mitotic spindle organization; microtubule polymerization; establishment or maintenance of microtubule cytoskeleton polarity. Gene Ontology annotation, molecular function: microtubule plus-end binding; microtubule plus end polymerase activity. Bases 429 to 6365 code for a protein of 1978 amino acids. The record is from RefSeq and is a predicted model, not a curated record. NCBI's taxonomy places the organism in Eukaryota, Metazoa, Arthropoda, Insecta, Diptera, Cecidomyiidae. The transcript is spliced from 8 exons.
ACACAAACUGCAAUACAUACGGUGAGACGUCAAAUAGUGAAAAAUCAAUUGACUGAAAAAAGCAAGAGAAAAGUUCAUUUUUUUUAAUGUUUUAGAAUUUAAGUGCAUAUAUUGUUGAAUUUAUCAUUUUUUUUAUGUUGAUUUUAUUGAAAUUGGUGUAAAAUGCAUAUUUGUAGUAUUGUGUAGUCAUUUGUUAAAUUAUUGCUAGACAUCGACCGACUGAAAGUUAAAAGAAAAAGAGAAAAUAAUCCCAAAAGAGCGAAAAAGAAUCCGACUGUUUUGUGUGUGUGUGUGUGCGAUACGCGUAGACAGUAAUAAUAAAAUCAAUCCCGAAUGAAUGUCGCCUGACAUUUUUGUGAUAAAAUAAGACGUAAAAGCCAAUUCAGAUCAAAUCAAAAUACUCCUAGAAUAAAGUAGAAGCAAAAACCAUGGAAGAAGAUACGGAAUAUAAGAAACUACCCGUAGACGAGCGUUGCGUGCACAAAUUGUGGAAGGCACGUCUUGAUGGUUACGAGGAAUUGAUUAAAAUAUUUCGUGGCAUUGACGAUGAAAAGGCACCCGAAUGGAAUAAAUAUUUAGGUUUAGUAAAGAAAUUUGUGAUCGAUAGCCAUGCGAUGGCACAGGAACGAGGUCUCGAAGCAACGCUAAUUUAUGUCGAAAAUGCUGGAUGUGCUGGAAAAACGGUUGGCGAUGUCAUGAGCGGAUUGGUAAAUAAAUGCUUUUCAGCGCCAAAAGCCAAAGUUAAGGAUUUGGCAUUUCAAAUUGCAUUGAUGUACAUCGAAAUUGAAAAACAAGAUGCAGCUAUCGAUGAAUUGGUGAAAGGUUUGGAUGCAAAAAAUCCUAAAAUUGUGGUUGCCACCAUUUCAGUACUAACGCAAGCGUUACGUGAGUUUGGAAAUAAAGUCGUUGGCAUCAAACCGUUUAUUAAGAAAAUACCCGUUUUGUUGGCCGAUCGUGACAAAAAUGUUCGAGAGGAAACCAAGCAGUUGACCAUUGAAAUUUUCAGAUGGAUUGGUCCAGCGCUAAAGCCACACAUCGCCUCAAUUGCAGCUGUACUUUUAACCGAAUUAGAAGGUGAAUUUGACAAAAUAAAAAAUGAAAAAUCAGAACCAACACGAUACUUAAAGUCACAGCAAGAGAAACAGAUUGCACUAAAAUCGGCUGCCACUGGUGACGAUGAUGAGGGCGUAGAUGAGAAUGACGACAAUCAACGGGAAGAAAUGGAUCCCAUGGAUCUCAUCGAUCCGGUUGAUAUUUUAUCAAAAUUACCCAAAGACUUUUUCGACAAACUGGAAGCGAAAAAGUGGCAAGAUCGUAAAGAGUCUCUAGAGGCACUACAAACAUUGCUACAAAAUCCAAAGCUUGAAAGUGGCGACUAUGGUGAUGUGGUGAAGGCUCUGAAAAAAGUUUUAACGAAAGAUACAAAUGUGGUUCUUGUCGCAAUGGCCGGCAAAUGUAUGGCUUUGUUGGCGAAAGGUUUGGGCAAGAAAUUCUCACCGUAUGCACUGUCUUGUAUAUCGGGAAUUUUGGAAAAGUUUAAGGAGAAAAAAACGAAUGUAGUGACGGCAUUACGUGAAGCCAUCGAUGCAAUUUAUCCAUCGACCACAUUUGAAGCAAUGCAAGAAGAUUUAUUGGAAGCGUUGAACAAUAAAAAUCCGAGUAUUAAAGCUGAGACUGCAUCAUUUUUGGCACGUGCUUUUGCACGCACCCAAGGGACCUUACUCAAUAAAAAGUUAAUCAAAGCCUUUUCAACGGCAUUGCUGAAAACUCUUAGCGAAUCAGAUCCAAUCGUUCGUGAUAGCUCAGCCGAAGCACUGGGAACAUUGUUAAAACUUUUGGGUGAGAAAGCAGUUGGACCCUAUCUCGUCGAUGUGGACGCUUUAAAAAUGGCCAAAAUCAAAGAGUGUUCAGAAAAAGCGGAAAUAUUUGUUAAAACAGCUGCACCGAAAAAAGAACGAGCAACAACAGCACCGGCUAAAGCAUCCACAACUGCAACGAAAGCAGGCUCAUCUGAACCGAAACCAGUGGCUAGACCAGGAACUGUUACCAAAAAGGCAACUGGCACAGCAAAAAAACCAGCCUCGGCAAAUGCUGUUCAAAAAUCGGCCAGUUCAACAAAAGCCACAUUACCAACUGAACGCGAAAUAUCAUCGGAAGAAGCCGAUGAAAAAGCUACUGAGCUCUUAUCUGCUGAUAUACUAACGGGAAUCGUUGAUUCGAAUUGGAAAAAUCGGCUUUCCAGCGCCGAGACAUUUUUGAGCUCAAUCGGUGGCAUCGAAUCAAAAUUGGGAAAUGCACAAAUUUUGGUACGACUACUGUGCAAAAAACCAGGUUUAAAAGAAACCAACUUUCAAGUUUUGAAACUAAAACUGGAUGCAUUAGCUGCAAUUACCGAUAAACUUGGAAUGACCACAACAACAGCUGAGUUGUUCUUAACCGAAAUCGUUGCCUUGUUAGCCGAUACAAAGAAUAGUGCGGGUGCUAAUCAAGUUUUGACUGCUGUAGCUGAUGCUAUUCAACUCGAGUACGUUGUAAUGAAAGUGAUUGCAAUUGCAUUUGAGCAAAAGUCACCCAAAGUUCAAGCCGAAGCACUGAACUGGGUUGGCGGUGCGUUAAAAGAGUUCGGCAUGCAAGUUAAUCCAAAAACGUUACUCGACGAUGUAAAAAAAGCCGUUCAAAGUAUAAAUCCGGCCGUUAGACAAGCAUCAAUUCAAUUAUUGGGUAUUAUGCAUUUGUACAUGGGCAACACAUUGACAAUGUUCUUUGAAAAUGAAAAACCCGCAAUAAAGCAACAAAUUCAAGCAGAAUUCGAUAAAAAUGCUGAUCAAAAGCCACCAAAACCAACACGUGGUAAACCAUCGGACAACGGGGCACAUGCAGUAAAUGAUGAGGACAACGACGAAGAUGAACAGCCAGAAAUUAAGCUUAGUGACAUGCUUCCGCGUGUCGACAUUUCAUCACAAAUCACUGAAGCACUGCUUACCGAAAUAUCGGAUAAAAAUUGGAAAACACGAAACGAAGGCCUUACAAAAUUACAAGGAAUCUUGAACGAGUCAAAAUUGAUAAAGCCAACUAUUGGUGAUUUGCCACAAGCAUUGUUACAUCGACUGCUCGAUAGCAAUGCUAAAAUUGCACAAGUGUCGAUGAAUUUGUGCCAGCAAUUGGCCGAGUCAAUGGGGCCAGCGUGUAAGCAGCAUGUUCGCACUUUGUUGCCAGGAUUUUUAAAUGGAUUGAACGACAGUAAGGCAAUCAUGCGUACGGCCAGUAUCCAAUGUAUAAAUGCAUGGGGUGAACAGUGUGGUUACAAAGAGUUUUUCGAGGGUGAAAUGAUGGCCGAAGCACUUAAAUCGGGAAGUCCGUCGGGACGAACGGAGCUUUGGGGUUGGUUGAGUGAGAAAUUGCCCACACUUCCACCAAAAUCGAUACCAAAAGAUGAGAUUCUGACUUGUUUGCCGUAUCUGUAUGCAAAUAUUUGUGAUCGUAAUGCCGACGUUCGUAAAAAUGCAAACGAAGCCGUACUCGGCUGUAUGCUACACGUGGGAUAUGAAGUAAUGGUUAAAGCAUUGGAACAUCAGAAACCUGCUUCAAAGAAAACCAUUUUGACCGCAUUAGAUAAAGCAAGACCAAGUUUACCUGUGAAACCAUUGCCAAAAGGAAAACAACAAGCACCAGUCGAAGAAGUUGGUAAGUCAACAAAAUCGGUUACAGGAAAGGCACAAAAAGCACCAACACCAGCCAAUAAAUCAGCCAAUUCACGCAAGAAGGAAGAGGAUGUUGACACAUCACCACUUCUAUCUAUAAACAAUUUGAAGAAUCAACGUAUGCUCGACGAGCAGAAAUUAAAAGUGCUGAAAUGGACAUUCACAACGCCACGUGAAGAGUUUAACGAAUUAUUACGUGAUCAAAUGUCAACCGCCGGUCUAAACAAAAAUCUUAUGGCCAAUAUGUUUCACGAAGACUUUCGCUAUCAUUUGAAAGCGAUCGAAGCACUACAAGAUGACUUGAAUUCAAAUACAAAAGCAUUGAUGUGCAAUUUGGAUUUGAUUUUAAAAUGGAUUUCAUUGCGCUUUUACGAUACAAAUCCAUCGGUUUUACUAAAAGGUCUGGAUUACUUACACUUGGUCAUGCAAAUGUUGAUUAGUAGCGAAUAUGAUAUGUCCGAAGUGGAAGGCACCAGUUUCUUACCACAUCUGCUGGUGAAGCUCGGCGAUCCCAAGGACGCAGUACGAAAUGGUGUUCGAUCGUUGUUCCGUCAAAUAUGUCUUACAUAUCCAUUUACAAAGGUGUUUUCAUGCAUCAUGGAGGGUUUAAAAUCGAAAAAUGCCCGACAACGAACCGAAUGCCUGGAUGAAUUAGGUUAUUUGAUCGAAACAUAUGGCAUGGGCGCUUGUCAACCGUCCGCCCAAAUUGCACUAAAGGAAAUUGCACGACACAUUGCCGAUCGUGAUAAUUCCGUACGAAGCGCCGCAUUAAAUUGUGUCGUUCAAGCCUAUUUUAUUGUCGAAGAUAAGGUUUAUAAACUGAUCGGUCAAUUGUCCGAAAAAGAUUUAUCAAUGUUAGACGAACGUAUUAAACGUGCAAAGAAAACACGAAAAGUUCCCGCUGAAGUGCCAAUGAAACCAGUAGCUGUAAUCAAACCAGACAUUGUUGAUGACGAUGAACCAAUGGAUGAAGACGAACAAGAUCCCGAAUUACAAGAAUCUCCACAGCCAGCGGUUAUUAUUCAAGAACCAUGUGAAAUCCAACGACCCAAACCAAGUGGACCCUUUAAACUAGAUCAAGAAUUCAUUUGUGACAUCGAAAAGGACUGGAUUCGCAGUGAUCAAUGGCAAAUACCAAAACCUUUGGAUGUAAAUACAGAAUUUUUACAUUCGCCAUUAAAAUCAACCGAAGUGAAUGGUAUUUCCUAUCCGGCUGAUCGUCUUCAACGUCUCAUUUCAAAUGCUCCACGACACAUGCUAUCACCGGUAAAUCAUGGUGUGAGCUACAUGAACACAACCAUAUCGUUGAAUCAAUUGAACACAUCACCGUCAGCUACACAAAACUUACCCGAUAUUCUACCAAAAUUGGACCCGAAUCUCAUGCGCAUCUUACGUUCAGUUGGAAGUUCAGACACAAUCACCGCACGAGCUGGUUUGAAUGAAUUGAAUGACAUUUUAGAAUCUCCCGAGAAACAAGCGGCUCUUCGUGACUACGAGGAAAUUUAUAUUGAAAAUGUUUGCCUUCAGUUAAGAAAUUUGUCACAAAUUCCCGUGUCAGAUGCAUUGGCCAUAUACCAACCGUUGUUGUCAAGCAUCUACUCAUUCUAUACAUCACGUUCGCUGGGUAAAAAUGUUGGCAUCGAACCACUGAAAAAGUUCAUGCAUUUGAUCAUUGGUUUGAUGGUUGAGCAAAAACUACCAAACAGUGAAGAAAACGAGUAUACCAAAGUGGUCAAUGGCAUUUGUUUGAAAAUAUUCGAUAAAUCAAAUUUUACAAAUAUCAUUUGUGCAUUGAUUCGACUUCUCAAAGAAACAUGUUCAGCAGCCGGUUUGCCCAAAUUCACUGAUUUACUCAUGAAAUGCAUUUGGCGAAAUGUGAAAAAUUUACCGGAAAAGUCGAAUGAAAUCGAUUAUGAUGCAGUAUUACUUGAAGUUCAUGAGUUCAUGGUUCAAUUGCCGUCAUCAUAUUGGCAUCAACGACACGCUGACACGCCCUACCGCACAGUAAAAACAAUAAUUCAUCAUUUGGCUCAAAUAAAAGGCAACAACAUAUUACAACACUUGUCAAAGAUUCCAACACAUUCAGAGCUCUAUUCGUAUUUGCUGAAAGUACUUAAGAAUAUUCAAAAAGAUAGCCAAAACAACGGAAGCAAGUCAAACACACCAUCAAAGAAAACCACAGUACAAAGUCACGAAGCCGUUUCAGCAAUAUUCAAACUAAUUUCGGAUAAAGAGACAAAACAGGAGGGCAUACAGAAACUAUACGAAUUUAAGAUUAAAAAUCCCGACGUUGAUAUCGAUCACUAUUUGCACGGAUCAAAUCCCAUAUUUCGUAAAUUCAUUGAUGAUGGUUUGGCUGAAUUGGAGAGAACCGCUGCUGAAAAUAAUCAUGCAGAUAACAAAGUAUUGUCAGAGAAUCGAUUUGGUGUAACGAAGGCGUUUGGAAAAGAUCCAGAUUAUUGGAUGGAGCGAUUAAAUGCUUUGAAGAAAAAUGCACGUGGAGCAGAAGAACAAACCGACAAUCGAUCGUCUGCUGAGAAUGUCAACGUAAAUUUGCUGGCCCAAAAAAGUUUAUUCACGCAAAAAGAGACAACGGAAAAUAUUAGCAGCAAUCGUCUUGAACUGAUGAAACAGCGUUUGGCACAAGUACGAUCACAAAAAUAAGUCACAAUGCAUGGUUGAAGAUACUUGACUGUACAUUGAAUAUUAUUCGGUAUUCCGCUAAACAGUUUUUCUCAUUUGCAUCGAAUUCGUCCCGUAAACAGUGAAAGCAAUUUUUGUAUGGAUUAUAUAGUCAAGAGACAUAAUUGAUUACUGGCUUAUUAUUACACAUUCUCAAAAAUAUAACUCAAUUUCAUUGACGAUUAUGUUAUGUAUUUCACUUACCAUCACCAUUUGAUUAUUAGUGUUCUUAUUUCUAACAGAUAAACACACAUGAUUAAUCUCAAUCAAGGAUGAAGAUUAAAGAAUAACUAAUAAAUUUAAUUUAUAUCCAAACAUCCUAACUAAUAAUGAAAUCAUGUAAUAUUUAGACGUAUAAAAAAAUUAAAAAAUAAAAUAAUGCCCAGUACUCUAAUUUAUUUCGUAAAA